Molecule: messenger RNA, 1104 nt
Organism: Arxiozyma heterogenica
Lineage: Eukaryota; Fungi; Ascomycota; Saccharomycetes; Saccharomycetales; Saccharomycetaceae
Gene: ECM2
Product: Pre-mRNA-splicing factor ECM2
Exons: 1
Coding region: 1-1104 (367 amino acids)
Cellular component (GO): U2-type catalytic step 1 spliceosome; U2-type catalytic step 2 spliceosome; Prp19 complex
Molecular function (GO): U6 snRNA binding; pre-mRNA binding
Source: RefSeq, a predicted model, not a curated record
AUGUCAGCUAGUCCUAUUAUAUGUGACGAAUGUCUCGGACCAGAGGAAGACAUUAGAAUGAUUAAAGUCCCAGACGGUGCAGAGUGUAGGUUAUGUAAUUUAGCAUUUGACCUAUUCCAUUUCAAAAGAGAUAAAAGAUCAAAUACAAUAAUCAAAACUAUUAUAUGUUCCACAUGUGCCAAACAAAGAAAUGUUUGUCAAUGUUGCAUGCUAGACAUGUUGUGGCAUAUUUCUAUUGAAGAACGAGAUCAGUUGUUAUCUUUAAUUAAGGGCUAUAACAUCACCACCAAAGAAGCAACAAAUGAGAUGAUGAAACGGUUUCUUGCAUUGAAAAAGGGUAAUAAGAAAAUUGGUAGUGCUGCGAUGAUGACCAACGAUAAAACACAGUUGGAUAUUUUAAUGCAAGAAAUGAAGGAGUCUUUGCAAAGAGAAAUGUCUAAAUUGACAACUAAUAAAUCAAAGGCUUCCUUGCAACAAUUAUCAAAGAUUGAUUUGAAUAAAUUUGCAAAUGUCAAUAUCCAACAUUUAUUAGAAAGAUUACCUUUAAACGAAUCCCUUGAAGAAAGCAAAAUUCAGACAACAAGAUUCUUCAUCUAUAAUAUAUACCCAUCUUUAGCUGAGUGGAAGAUAGCUGAUAGAAUAUCGCAACUAUUAAAUAACUCUAAAUGGAAAGAUGACCAUCCACUAUCUAUGAUAAUAAAUCAUAAGGCCACUUGUGGUUCAAUAAAUUUUAAAAGCCUAGAACUAGCACAAAAAUUUGUUAAUGUAUUAGUUUCAAAUGGUGAUAUUAUAUCAGGAACUGAUAAAUCUGGGAAUAUAGUACAAAGAGGUAUACUGAAAGUUGACUAUUUCAACCUAUAUGUUGUGCCAUGGGUAAAAGACAAUUUUACACAGAAUACAUUUGGAAACAAUACGAAAGAAUAUAUAAAACUGAGUAUAAUUCUACGAAAUACGGUGACAUCAGAUUUAAAAUUACUUGAACAGUCUCAUAGGAAGAGGAAGAAUAAUUCCAAUGAACUGACUGAUGAUAUAGAAGGAAAAAAGAAUAAAAAAAAGAAAAAGAGGAAAGAAACUAGAAGAGUAACAACAUCCUUUGCAUUAUAG